UAAGAAAGAUGCUUACUGAAUAAGGUGGGAUCCAACAAGAGUGUGGUACAGAAUGCAAUAAUACAUGAAUUACUUUUUUCUGAGGGAACUCAACAGAAAAACACUUAAUGAAGGAAGGCAAAGGCUUAACCAUCUGGUACAUUUGUGAAUUCUUGAUGACUAAGCACUUGAAGUUUAGUAAAUUUGAAAUUCACCAGUCUUAGAAAUGGAAGAAAGUGAUGAACCUGAUCAGCCUAUCUCAGCAGGGAGGCAAGAAAUUCGAAAGAGAAGACGACCCAGCCAACCAAUGGUAGACAAAUCCCAGCAGACUGAAGUGACAGAAAAAAAGAAACCCUUGCCGAUGUCACAAUCAUCUGGCCCCAAAGCUACCCUUAGUAUUGGUAAUAUUCCUGGAAGCAAAGUCAACUAUGAGUCUCUUAGAGUAUCUUCUCAACUUCAGCAAACUUGGAUGAAGAGAAAGCGUGUACAGGAUAUGACUGAUAAAUCUCUGCAGACAGACACUAUUGCAGAAGAGAAAAAAGAAGAAAUCAAGUCAGUUGGUGAGACAGUGGUACCUGAAGAAAAGCCAGCUGCUGUUGGAGAGGCAGCCCCUGAAUUUCCAGAGAGUGUUCAGGAAGUAGAAAUUCCACUAAGCAGACACUCAAUUCAACUCAAAAUAGACAGAUCUCAGCAGACCAGUUGUACUGGAGACUGGACAAUGAUAAACAUUCCUCAAAAUGAAAAAGUGGACAAGGAACAGCAGACGUACUUUAGUGAUUCAGAAAUAGUGUUUAUUGGCAAGACAGGUAGUUCUUCAAAUUCGAAGGAAGGUGCACAGAUGUAUAAAUCCUCAGGGAAGAUUUUUGUUAGUGAACAUCCUGAAUUUCAACCCGCAACAUGUAGCAGUGAAGAAAUUAGGCAGAACAGUAUCAGCAGAUCUUCGUUUAGUCAACAAAACAUAAAAAGUACUCCGGUACUUUUAGAAGACGAGCAGUACGUUCUAGUUGAAGUACAGCCUCCCAUUGCAGAAGAGAUCUCUGCUGAACUGCAACCUCCACCAGCAGACGAGACUACUGCAGGAGAGACCCCAGCUGAACUUCAGCCUCCACCAGCUGAGGAUGCCCAUGUGGAAGAGGCUCUUUCAGAAGAGCCUUCUGCUGAAGUUCAGCCUCCAGCAGUUGAAGAGGCUCCUGUUGAAACACAGCCUUCCCCAGCUGAGGAGCCUCCUGCUGAGGAGGCCCCUGCUGAAGUUCUGUCUCUACCAGUUGAAGAGUCCCCUGCAGAAGAGGUCCCUGCUAGAGUAGAGCCAGCCCCUGCUGAAGACGAUAUUUUAGAAGAGGUUUCUGCUGAAGUUCAGCCUCCACCAGCUGAAGAGGCUCCUACACAGGAGGCCCCAGAACUUAAGCUUCCACUAGCUGUGGAGGCCCCUAUAGAUGAGGUCCCAGAUGAACUUCAGCCUCCCCUAGCUGAGAAGACCACUGCAGAAGAGGUCCCUGCCAAAGUUCAGCCUCCAGCUACUGAGGAGGUCCCUGCAUUAGAGGCACUGGCUGAAGUUCAGUCUCCACCAGCUGAGGAGGCUCCUGUAGAAGAGGCUCCAGCUGAAGUUCACUCUCCACCAGUGGAGGAGGCUGCUACAGAAGAGGCCCCAGCUGAAGUUCAGACUCCACCUGCUGAGGAGGCCACUGCAGAAGAGGCCCCGGCUGAAGUUCAGCCUCCACCUGCUGAGGAGGCCGCUGCAGAAGAGGCCCCGGCUGAAGUUCAGACUCCACCUGCUGAGGAGGCUGCUGCAGAAGAGGCCCCAGCUGAAGUUCAGCCUCCACCUGCUGGGGAGGCUGCUGCAGAAGAGGCCCCGGCUGAAGUUCAGCCUCCACCUGCUGAGGAGGCUGCUGCAGAAGAGGGACCAGCUGAAGUUCAGCCUCCACCUGCUGGGGAGGCCGCUGCAGAAGAGGCCCUGGCUGAAGUGCAGACUCCACCUGCUGAGGAGGCUGCUGCAGAAGAGGCCCCGGCUGAAGUUCAGCCUCCACUUGCUAAGGAGGCCACUGCAGAAGAGGCCCUGGCUGAAGUUCAGCCUCCACUUGCUAAGGAGGCCGCUGUAGAAGAGGCCCCGGCUGAAGUUCAGCUUCUACCAGCUGAGGAGGCUGCUGCAGAAGAGGUCCCAGCUGAACCUCAGUCUCUACCAGCUGAGGAGGCCCCUGCAGAAGAGGGACCAGCUGAACUUCAGACUCUACCAGCUGAGGAGGCGCCUGCAUUAGAGGCACUGGCUGAAGUUCAGUCUCUACCAACCGAGGAGGCUCAUAUAGAAGAGGCUCCAGCUGAAGUUCACUCUCCACCAGUGGAGGAGGCCGCUGCAGAAGAGGCCCCAGCUGAACUUCAGUCUCCACCAGCCGAGGAGGCCCCUGCAGAAGAGCAUCAUGUUCCGCUUCAGCCCCCACCAACUGAAGAAACUACUUCAGAAAUGGUCCCUGUUGACAAACAGCCUCCACCAGCUAAAGAGCCCAAUUUCAUUACACAAAUCUUUAUGAAAGACACCCCUGCUGAAGUUCAGCCUCCUCGUUCUCAACAAACCCCUGCAGCUGAGCCUCUGGUAGAGAACGUGUCUACUGAACAUCAGUCUCCCCAGAUAGCAGAUGGCCCAGUAACAUUAGAAUCCAUGGUUUUGAAAGAUGAGCCAAUAUAUGAAGAGCCAUUAGAACUGGAUCCUGUUCCCAAAGAUUCAUCUAAUAUCAAGAACGAACAGGUUUCUACUAUUGAAAUAGACGGUGUCAUCCGUAUACAAAGAAAAUAGGGGCCUCCUCCUCAGCUGUAGUCAGGGGUCUGAAAGUACGUACUUUAGAAAAGGGUAGGCGUUUGGAAAUAGCUUUGUGAACAGGCAAAUGAAAGGAAACCCCAAGAUGUGGACUGCAAGUUGGAAAAUGAACAAUAAAAAC
Molecule: messenger RNA, 2906 nt
Organism: Ceratotherium simum simum (southern white rhinoceros)
Lineage: Eukaryota; Metazoa; Chordata; Mammalia; Perissodactyla; Rhinocerotidae
Source: RefSeq, a predicted model, not a curated record